UUUCAAUAGUCGCAAGCGAUAUUAUACAUGCGGUUCCCAACGGUCACAUCUCCACUCUCCUUUCUUCGUGACACCGUGCCAUUUUUUCUACCUCCGAAAAAUUGCCUUUGUUAUUCUUCGAUUGAGUUCGUGAAAUUUUCUUGGGUGAUACAAGAAUGGUCAAAGAAAUGGAUGCUCAUGAUAAGGCUCUAUCAUCGUCGAUGCCUACUAAAGCCUCUAGAUUUCCGAGAGUCUCAGCUUCUGAUGAGAACGAUCAACCCCAUCAAGAAAUGGGUUCUAACAUUCAGAACAGUGAGAAAUUUUCCCCAAAGCAUAACAUGUCUCAAACCAUCUCUGCCGCUGCCAAGGUCGCUGUCCCAAGAAAGAAAAUCUUUGCCGAAAGGAACGAGGCCCCAGAACCGUUUUUCUCCAAUACCCAUGUCCCAAAGACUCCGGUUUUUGAAUCAAAACUUAAUUUUGUGAAUCCCGGAACCGAUAUUUCUGAUGUAUCAUCACCAGAGGGUUUUGCAACCGACGACAAUGAACCGAAUAUUCAUGUUGCUAAUGGUUCUUUGAGGCCCUAUGACCCAUUAACGAAUUUUCUUUCUCCAAGGCCUAAGUUUCUCCGGUACAUGCCGCAUAGGCGCCGUGAGAUUUUUCUUCGCCGAGAAAAAGAAAUCAGAGAAGGAAUAGACGGGCUGUAUAUUAAUACAACUGGUUCUUUUGAAUUCGAGAAAGGUAGUGAUGAAGAGGAUGAUUCGAUUCGGGGCUCUUUGGCUUCAUCAGACGAAGGUUCCGUACAGAAAGAAGAUGAAGAAAUUGAGGACAGUGAUGAGGACGUUGAGGACAGUGACGAGGAAAUUGAGGAGGUAGAGGAGGAGAAAGGUCGGGGUUUGAAAAGGGUGUUGGAAUCUCUGUUUUGCUUUGUUCUUCUCGUUCUUUCUACCUUAUAUGUAUCUUCAGUUUCUAUAGCUCCUUCAACAAGUUUGCAAUCUUUGGAGGAUCUUAAAGGUGGGUACUAUAACAUUCAGAACCAUACGUCGGAAGCUUUCUUGGCUAUGAGACUUGAGAGUGGAACUAACAUUUGGGAUCAAGUACAAGAAAUACAAAUGGGUUUGGAUCGAGGACGCCGCAGAGCUAAUGAGGAGAGGAUUGAGGAAGAAAAAAUGGUGGAAGAUUUGAAAACAGGAAGAGUAAAAAUUUCUGAGGUGCUAAAUGAUGUGGUAUAUGGAAAUGGUGGAGAAAGUGAAGCUUUAGAGGUGGUUGAGGAUGAAAAGAAGGGAGCAGUUGAUGAGUUGCGUGAAUUGACGGAGCCACAAUCUGUAGAUGUUGACGAAGGUUGUGAACAUGAAACAGUGAAGAUAGGGGGUUUUUCUGGCCGGAAUUCUGAGUUGCAAAAUGGUGAAACAAUACAAAAUCUUGAAGCUUUUCAGGAUUGUCAGGCACCAUACACGUUUGAUGUGAAGGAUCACCAAAUUAUAGAAUCUGAUAUUACUAAUAUUCUUAUAGAAGAAAAUGAUAUUUUGACGGAGCCAGCCGAAGAAGUUCACAAUGAGCCGGAAGAAGAUGAAGAAGUAAAUUUGGACGGAAUGGGCAAGGAUAAAGACCUCGAAAUUCUCAAUCUUGGAGCAGAAGGAAAUUUGGAGGAGGCCCUGCUGAAGCACUUUGGAACCGAAUUGUUGUUACUGAGAGCUGUUAUUGGGAUCUCAGUAUUUUCUAUGAUUUUGGCCUCCUUGGUCUUGGGUUUUCACUUUAAGCAUAAGAAAACUUCAGGAAAGAAUUCUUCCCUAAUUGCAAAGCGUUGCUCUGAAUCUCUGAGAGUAGAGCAGGAGAAAACUGUUGGAAAAUAUUCAUCUCUGAUCCGAAAGCCUUCUUCUGAAUCUUUGAGAAUAGGCCAGAUCAAAACUAUCAAAAAGGGUCUUGUAAAGCCUUUUGUCGAAUCUGUAGCAGCAGAGAAGCAUUGCUCAGUGCUUCCCAAUGGGGAAGGGGUGCACACGGAAUGUGCUGACUCUUUUGUGAUUCAUUCAUCUUUUCAUCCAAUGGAGGAAUCUUCCAAGGAUGAUUAUGAAAGCCGAGCACCAACAAUUGAGCUGCUUGGUGAGUUUGUGGUUGGAGAGAUAAGCAGCUCUCUGAGGAGCUGUGAUACGAAAAAUAGGAGGAUAGGCAGUGAAGAGGGCAAUUAUUCCGUUUCCACAGAGAAGAAGUCAGGAAGCAAGGUCCAUUCAGUUUCUCUACAGUCCCAGCCAACUUUCCCAGAGUUCUCUUCCAUGGAUUCUCAUUCAUGUGCAAGAUAUACUACCGAGAAGAAAGUUGUGAAAAGAGAGGAGGGGGGCAAAGAUGGAGAAGCUAAGGUAAUUACAACUACUCCAGUGAGGCGAUCAAGCAGAAUCCGAAAUCGGUCACUCACAUCUCCAUGAAUGACUCGCCUUUUUUUAUUUAGAUGAUGUGCCCUGGCACUGGCAGCAGUUGGAACAGCAUCCUCUGUUGUUUCAAGUUUCAACCUCCUUGCACUGGAGACUUUCAGGGAGUUGGCUUAACAUCUUUGGUUGUAGAAUUGAGCAGUUGCUAAUCCUAGGAACCGCGAUUCUUUGUAUUUGGGUUACAAUUGUAAGAAAAUGAACAUGUGACUACAUUCAUGCAUCUCUGAGGCAGACUAAUCUGUCAUAUAUAUGUUUCUUAUGCC
This is a messenger RNA of Juglans microcarpa x Juglans regia, 2662 nucleotides long. RefSeq lists its product as uncharacterized. The transcript is spliced from 3 exons. NCBI's taxonomy places the organism in Eukaryota, Viridiplantae, Streptophyta, Magnoliopsida, Fagales, Juglandaceae. The coding region runs from base 156 to 2396 and encodes 746 amino acids. The record is from RefSeq and is a predicted model, not a curated record.